This is a messenger RNA of Moneuplotes crassus, 665 nucleotides long. NCBI's taxonomy places the organism in Eukaryota, Ciliophora, Spirotrichea, Euplotida, Euplotidae. The record is from the annotation of a GenBank genome assembly.
GGGGAUUGGGGUUUAAUUGGGGAUUUUUUUAAGGUUUUGUGGUAUAGUAGAUGGGGUGAGUGAUCUGUGGGGGUGUAAUAUAGGUGUAGGUGAGGUAUUAUAAUGGAUAAAAUGAGGAAGUUCAAGUAUAAGUGGUUUUAUACGAUUGAUCAUAAAGGGUUACUGUAUUUGGAGGAAAUUGAACCUAAAUAAUUACACAAGUUGUCUGAAGCAGAUAAAGGCGCUUAACUUCUUUUUUACACAUCUGCAAGAGAAUGAUCUUGGGAUUGAGAAGGAGUAUGGAUAUAUAUCUCCGUGCUGGACAGAGAUGAACUUUGUCAAGCCGUAUAAAUAUCCUAUAGUGUUUAAUAAUUUUUCUAAAAGAGAGGAUGGAACUUAUGAGAUGAGAUACGCAGGAGAUUUAAAGCAAGUAUUUGACCCUUCAAAGCUUAUAAUGGAUGAAGGCGGUCACUUCCUUCACCCACUUGAUAAUCAUAAGUACUUAAAAUACGGAUCAUUUGAGUCAAAUAUCUCAGUAAGUUUCUGAGAAACCGUCACUGAGGAAGAAGGAGAGAUGUACAUAGAAUGGGAAGGUCAAAAGCACAAGUUGUACGAAGAAGCGACUCCUGAUAUUAUUAAAAGACGAAAUGAUGCCAUUGUCUAAGAUACCAGAUGUUUCAAUAUCU